Molecule: messenger RNA, 8937 nt
Organism: Diabrotica virgifera virgifera (western corn rootworm)
Lineage: Eukaryota; Metazoa; Arthropoda; Insecta; Coleoptera; Chrysomelidae
Product: katanin p60 ATPase-containing subunit A-like 1
Exons: 5
Coding region: 141-1667 (508 amino acids)
Biological process (GO): microtubule severing
Cellular component (GO): microtubule cytoskeleton
Molecular function (GO): ATP binding; microtubule binding; microtubule severing ATPase activity
Source: RefSeq, a predicted model, not a curated record
CUCUUGUUACACACUUUAUUCAUUUUAUUAUUGUUUAUAAAUAUAUAAGUAUGUUAUGAUACACUAAUACUCUUAUUCUGUGACAUUACAGAGUUGUGUCCGAAAUUAAAUAUAGAGCUGAAGGUUCCAAAAUUCUUAGAAUGGCAGUAACAAUUAAGGAAAUAUGUGAUAAUAUAAGGCUGGCCCGGGAAAUGUCUAUGUUAGGAAAUUAUGAAAAUGCGGAAGUUUAUUUUGAAGGUUGUCUGCAGAUGAUCACCAAGCUCAUUUUAAUGAUAAGUGAACCUCUAAGGAAAAAUAAAUGGCAACAGGUACAAAAGAAAGUUAGUACUGAAUACGAAGAAGUUAAAAUGAUUAAAUCGAUGCUACAAAAUUUGAGACUAGAGACAAGCUCGGAAGUUCCUAUUGGAGCCAGAAGAAGGGAUGAACCUGUUAGAGAUUUUGGAGAUAUGAAUAAUGCUGAUCCAUUUUCACAAAAUGAUCCAGAUGUUUGGCCUCCACCUACACCUGUUGAUCACAACAGUAUUCCGAAAUCCAGACCUUCAGUUGUAAGAAAGUCAGAAGCCAAAAAGAUGCCAGUCUCAUCAAGAUCAAGCUCAUCUGCAGCAAGAAAAUCUGAAAUAUCUAGGUAUUCUAGGUCUGUUAAAAAGGAUGAUAGACCCACGUCUUCUCGUUCUGAGCGUGAUCAGAAAGAAUCAGAAAGUGGAGACAAAACUGAGAAGCCUGAAACUGAAGAAGAAAAGAAAUUUGAAUGUCACAUCUUGGAUAGAGAAUUAGCUGAUACUUUAGAAAGGGAUAUUAUUCAAAAAAACCCUAAUGUACAUUGGGAUAAUAUUGCUGAUCUUCAGGAGGCCAAAAGGUUGCUAGAGGAAGCUGUUGUAUUGCCUAUGUGGAUGCCCGACUUCUUUAAAGGAAUAAGAAGACCUUGGAAAGGUGUACUAAUGGUUGGUCCCCCAGGUACCGGGAAAACUAUGUUAGCAAAAGCGGUAGCAACGGAAUGUGGUACAACAUUUUUCAAUGUUUCGACAUCUACUUUGGGCUCUAAAUAUCGCGGUGAAUCGGAGAAAUUGGUUCGAUUAUUAUUUGAAAUGGCACGUUUUUAUGCACCGAGCACUAUAUUCAUCGAUGAAAUCGACUCGCUUUGCUCAAGACGAGGCUCGGAAUCCGAACAUGAAGCCUCUAGACGAGUUAAAUCGGAAUUAUUGGUGCAAAUGGAUGGUGUUACUGCCAGUGAUGAGCCAGGUAAAGUCGUAAUGGUUUUAGCCGCAACCAACUUCCCUUGGGAUAUAGAUGAAGCUUUACGACGUAGAUUAGAGAAACGAAUCUACAUCCCGCUACCCACACAGGAAGGCAGAGAAGCUCUGCUAAGAAUCAACUUAAGCGAAGUCAAGCUGGAUCCAGAUAUCAACCUGAAGACCAUUGCUAGACGUCUCGAUGGUUUUUCAGGAGCUGACAUUACCAAUGUCUGUAGGGAUGCUUCGAUGAUGUCGAUGAGAAGAAAAAUAUGUGGAUUAAGACCAGACCAAAUCAGACAGUUGCCCAAAGAAGAACUAGACUUGCCAGUUACUAUGAAGGAUUUUGAGGAGGCAUUGGUUAAGAAUAAUAAGAGCGUUAGUAAGGAAGAUUUAGAAAAGUAUGAACGAUGGAUGAGUGAAUUUGGAUCUUCUUGAUUGGGAUUUUAAUCCUGUAUGAGGCAUCGGUUAUAACUUAUGUUCUUCUUAAUAUAGCUCAAAUUUAAUUAAUGUAAUAUGUUUAAUAAGUUUGUAAAAUAAUACUCAUUAUCGAUGGAAAUGUGACACUAUAUAGAGUUUAAACAUAUCUUACACUUCAACUUUUUCGUGAAUUAUAUGUUGUUUCUGAUAGAGAAAACUGAAAAAUGUAUUCACAUACUUAAUACCUACGAAGUAUUACCAUCUUGUAGUAAAAACGUUUAUCUUAACUAAACUCUUCACCCAAAAGCGCAGAGUAACCCAGCAAGGUAUUACUCUAAGCAUAAGGUACAAAUAUACAGUAUGUCCCUGUAAGCUGGAACCAUAUGGAAAACUUUUUUAUUAUUAAUUUUACGAAAAAAAGAUAUUCUUCAUAAAAAGUUCUACAUGGUCUAAAACCUAUGAUUCAACCAUCAGAUAUCACAGUUUAUGUAUACAGGGUGUUUCAUUAAUAAUUGUCCAUAUAGUAACUGGAGAAACCUCUAUUUAAAAACUAUUUUUGCUCAGCAUUUUAAAACUAUUCGACGUAUCCUUUUCAUACUUGACAGAAAGUGCGACUACUACACACCCUACUAAAUUAUGAUGAAAAACGUUUCUAGCUACUACCAGAGGCGUACGACAGGGGAUAGUGAAUGGUUGACCCACUCAAAUUGGUUGAACCUUCUAAAAUUCUACGCCACUGGAGUAAUGACUAUUUUAGUAACAUUUUUAGAUUCUCCAAUACUUUCUACGUAAAUACUAUACUCUUCAUUGGUAACGAUAAAGUCAUUAGUUUUCGAGAUAUUUGAAGUUAAAUAUGAAACGGCACAGUUAUUUUGAUUAAUUUAUGAUAUUAUGAUUCAUAUGAUUAAAAUGUAAAAAUUGUUUGUACCCAGUACUUUAAAACUAUUUGACGUAUUCUUAUCAUACUUGGCAGAAAGUGUGGGUACUGUACACUCUACUAAAUUUAGAUAAAUAAACGUUUCUAGCUACUACCAGAGGCGUACGACAGGGGAUAGUGGCUGGUUGACACUUCCCAAAUUCUACGCCACUGACGAAAUUGCUAUUUUAUUGUAAUUUUUUGAUUUUCCAAUACUUUUUAUGUAAAUAAUAUACUGUUCAUUCGUAACGAUAAAAUGAUUAGUUUUCGAGAUAUUUGAAAUUAAAAAUGAAGCGACACAAUACAUUAAUCAAAAUAACCGUGUCGUUUCAUUUUUAACUUCAAAGAUCUCGAAAACUAAUGACUUUAUCGUUACGAAUUAAGAGUAUAUUAUUUUCCUAGAAAGUAUUGGAGAAUCUAAAAAUUGAACUAAAAUAGCAAUUCCGCCAGUGGCUUAGAAUUGGGAAAGGGUCAACCUUCACUUUCCCCCGUCGUACGCCUCUGGUAAUAGCUAGAAACGUUUGUUGAACAUAAUUUAGUAGUUUGUACAGUACCUAGAGUUCCUGCCAAGUAUGAAAAGGAUACGUCGAAUUGUUUUAAAAUGCUGAGCAAAAAUAGUUUUUAAAUUUUUAGAUAAAACACCCUGUAACUCAGUAAGGAACCACAUUUUAUUCAAGUGUUUUAGGUUUAAUCUUCGUAUUUUGUGCUAAGGUUUCUCCAGUUACUAUAUGGACAAUUAUUAAUGAAACACCCUGUAUAAUACGAGGUAUGUCAAAAAAUAUGAAUUUCGCCCAAGAGUAAAAGCUUUAUUUUUCACAAUAUUAAAAAUUGUUAUUAUGAAAAGUUGUUUGGAAUUAAGAACUAUAUUCUAUUAUGCAAUUACAUCCUUCUAAUUGAAAAAAAAUUGAAAAUUUUUCUUAAAUAAUUCUGAAUAAUCAACAUUAUUUUCAGUUAUUUCAAUUAUGAUAACUCAUUUAUUAUUAGUUUUACGAAAAAAAGUUAUACUUUAUAAAAUAUUCCGCACGGACUAAAACCUAAAAUACAACCAUCUUAUAUCAAAUUUAAUCAGUUUUAUACGAGGUGUGUCAAAAAAUAUGAAUUUCGCUUAAGAGUAAAUAAAAUACCUUUAUUUUUCACACUAUCGAAAAUUGUGACUGAAAAGUUGUUUAAAAUUAAAAACUAUGUUUUAGUAUGUAAUUACAUCCUUCUAAUUGAAAUAUUCUGAACUAUGAGUUCUUAAGGUACUUUACUUUUGAUCGAAAUUCAUCUUUUUUGACAUACCUAGUAUAAAAUUGAUAAUAUGUAUUUGAUAUAAGAUGGUUGUAUUUUAGGUUUUAAACCAUGCAGAACUUUUUAUAAAGGAUAACUUGUUUUCCUAAAAUCAAUAAUAAAAAAGUUAUCAUAAUUAAAAUAACUGAAAAUAAUGUUUAUCCAUAAUUUAAGAAAAAAUUUCAACAUUUUUUUUUAAAUAGAGGGGUGUAGUUGCAUAUUAGAAUAUAGUUCUUAAUUCCAUACAACAUUUCAUAAUAACAAUUUUCAAUAUUGUGAAAAAUAAAUCUACUUUACUCUUGAACGAAAUUCAUAUUUUUUUUGACAUACGUCGUAUAAUAUUUAUAAAAUUUGAUAUCUGAUGGUUGAAUCUUAGGUUUUAGACCAUGCAGAACUUUUUAUGGAGAAUAAUUUUUUUCGUAAAAUUAAUAAUAAAAAAGUUUUCCAUAAAUAUGGUUCCAACUUACAGGGACAUACUGUUUUAACUAUUUAGAAUGGGAAAUAAGCCACAUUAUAAAUAAUAAUAGAAAUAACCCAUUCUAAAUAGUUAAAAUUGUAAAAAUGCCACAAGAAAAUAGCUUCGGGACAUACUGUAUAAUUGUAACUUGGAACAGCUCAGUAGUUAUCGUAUUUGUUAAGUUUUGAAGCCAUGUUUCAGGCUUUCUUGUUAUAAAUUUCACCUUAAAUAAUGAAUUGAAGUAAUCCAUAUUAAAUUAUUUCCUCACGGUGUGGUCCAGAUAUUCUAGUUCUCAUCAUGUAAUCGUAUAUAAGAUGUAUUGGAUGCAGAAUCUCGAAAAUUAUAUAACAUAGUUUUUAAAAUCUUCACACACAAAUUAAUUAUCAAAAUUAUUUAAAACACUAAGAAUUUUAGCUUGUUAGGAAGAACUUAAUUAUUACCUGAUUUUAUUAUGAAGGUGUAAUUUAUAUUGUUAACAGUACUUAUAUAUAAUAAUUUAUUAUAGUAAUAUUAAGGAUGAUUUUAAACUGUUCUAAUUCAAAUCUAAAUGAGUGGAUAAUUAAUCCAUUAAAGGAUCACUGCCAUAACACUCUUAAAUUAUUUCAUGAAAAUAUAUAAUUGUUUUUUCUAGCAAUCGGAUCCUUUUGAACAAUACUGGUUUUCAUUUUAUAGACCUUAUUAUCAAUUAUUGUUUUGUUUGGUAUAACCUGUAUUUUUUUAUUCUAUAUUUUUCUCUGAAGAUUUGCUUACACUAGAAUAUUAUCGUUUUAAUCCAAUACUAUUAAUAGAUAAUAUUGGGCUGAUGAUACAGUGCUUUCAUAAAGUGUGGAAACGGUCUAUUAUCUCAUGACUUAAUUAUUUUCAGAGUUAAAGCUCUGACAGGUCGAUUUUUAUUUUUAAAUUUUGAUUUUUUGAUGUAUAUCCCAUAAAUAGUGACGUCAUCGAUUUGGUCAUGAUGACGUCAUCGAUGAUUUUUUUAAUGGGAAUAGGGGUCGUGUGGUAGCUCAUUUGAAAGGUGAUUUAAUUCUCUAUUCAGUAAUAUAAACACUAACAUCAAUACUUAUACAGGGUGGCCAAAAUCAUUUUUGAAUUAAAUUAAUUGACGCAAAAAGAAGAAUGUAUGUAAUUUAUUUAACUUAAAAUAGAUUUUACUGGUGCCAAAAAAUAUAAAAAAAAUGUUUAUUUCAUAAAUAAACAUUGCUUUUCACUUAAAUUAAAUGCCAAACAGCCACCCACCUGCCUCUUAGCAGUUUGAACGAAUUUAAGCGAAAAGUAAUGUUUAUUUGUAAAAUAAACAUUUUUUUCUCUUUUCUUGUAGCAGUAAAAUGUAUUUUGAGUUAAAUAAGUUACAUAUUUUUCUUUUUGCUGCAAUUAAUUUAAUUCAAAAAAUGUUUUUUGCCACCUUUGAAGUGAGCUACCACACGACCCCUAUUUCCAUUUAAAAAAAAUCAUCGAUAAUGUCAUUUGAUUUAUAAAAUAAAAUUUUGAUAUUUUAUAUAUCAAGUGAAGGAAUAUAUAAAAACAGGAAGUAACCCUAAAAAAAGCAAAAUGCGAAUAAAAAAAUGGACAAAAUAAAAAAAUAUAUUAAAAAAGGUAGGUGAGAAAACCGAGUUCUGGGGUGCAGCUGCACCCCACACCGCCUACGAGGGUUAAGAAUCACGCUAAUUAUACUAAAUUCUUAUACAGUGUCUUUAAUCGUUUGAUGGAAUGUAUGGAAUUUAAAGUUUUGAAAAUAAAUGCAUUUUGUGUCAGAUCUUAUCAUGUCAUACGUCAAUGGAGCUCCUAUUUUGAAAAUUAAUAUACAUACAAGUAACGAUUUUUAAUACAAUAUCACUACAUCAAAUAAACUAAACAGCGUGAAUAUUCUAGUAUGUAACUCCAUUAUUCAUGAUUACUGUUCGUUUUUAAACUAAAAGACUGCAACCGUAAAUUUUUUUCAACUAUUAAAUAGGUCUUUUCAUCACAAAAUAGUGUCAGCCAUUUUUUUCGUACAGUUUAUUGUAAAAAUGUUGUAAACAAACUUAAUAUUGUACUUAUUUAUUUAUUAUCACUUUAUUUUAAAUGAAAACUCUUAAUUUAUGUUCUUUAUUUUGAACGUAUUUACACACACUUAUUAUUUAUUCUAUUUAGAAUAAUGUUUAACACAUAUACUAAAAACAUACAUUGAGCGUUAUUAUAAAUUUUUGCGAAUUUUUGGCAUUGUUUAAUUUUUACGAACUUUACAAGAAAUAAGAACGCUAUAAAUCAUUUAAAGUAUUAUUUUAUAAAUGAAUUUCUUUAUAAACAAUCUCGUGCUUUACAAACAAAAUGUUAUUUGUAUUAAAUACUAUGCAUUUGUCAUUUGUAGCCUAAAGAUUUUAAAUUAUAUUUAUAUUUUAUUGAAUAUACACUAUAAUAAUAAUUUUGUUAAUUAAUAUAUUUCGGCAAGUAAUAAAAAUCGAUUGACAUGAUUAAUUGGAAUAAAAAAGUAUAGAUAUUAUUUGUGUAGUAAACAAGUAGUGAUGCAUAACCUUUCAAUUGUUGAUCAAAACUGUACGAAAACGUGGCGGCUGCGCAUGCGCUCAUCACAUGAUGAAAAGGUCUAUAAUGAAUGGCAGGAACUUCUAUGUUUUAUGUUUGAUGUUUCUGACAAUGAUUCUGUCAAAUUUUUCCCGAGCUCGGUGGAAUCGACUAUAUCAUUAGUUUUCACUAAUAUCUAUCAGAUGAGUGCUACAAUAACUUUGUACAGGAAUUUAAUGUUCACCAUUGGCGCGCAUACAGGUAAUAUCACCCUUAUGUGCGCCAAUGGUGAACAUAAAAUCCUUAAUUGUAUGUCAAAAAAUGCACAAUAACUACCUCUUAAAACUCACCAAAUUUCAUGUGCAUAUUUCAACCGGUUUCAGAGCAAUAAAUAAAUCGUCAGUUUGUAAGAAACAUUCCAACACCCUCUAUCUCGGAAACGAAGUAUUUGCGGACAUACGUUUAUAAAGCAAACUGUCAUUACUUUUUCAUGCAUAAUUACCCCUUAAAGUUUGCCUUACUUAUUUAAAAAUACCCUGUAUUGAUGAAAAACAAGGCUAGUUGUUAAAGUACCUAACUUUUUUAUUAUCCAACAUAAGCGAAUUAAUCAAAAAACAGAAUGUUAAUAAAACAUGAGGCUAUAGUUGGGUUUUAAUUUCAGUAUUUUAGAAAUGCUAGAAUAUUCCACAGGCUGACGCGAACUUUAAAAAAAAAUCACAGUUUGAUUGGUACACCCGGUAUACAAUGACAAUUUACCUGCCUAGCAACAAUAUUAUUACAGCGAUAUUGUUAAAUAAUAAGACUAUAACAUGUUAAAAAAAAGAAUGUGUGUACUUUGUACGCACGUCAGAAGUUAUACUUCUAUUAUAUGAUUUCAACGAAAUCAAUAUACUUUAAACAGUUUCUCUACUACUUUCCAAAAAUUUUUAUUAAAACAAUACCAAAAAUUAAAAAAAUUAAAGAAUAAAACACGCACAAACACAUUGAAAAAUGCCACAAAUGAUUUCUGAACAAUAAUUGUUGCCAAAAAUUUUAAUUAAAUACGUAUGUUCUGAAAAAAAUUAUAUAAUAAUAUACUUACAAUCAUAAAAUCUAUAAAAAAAAUAAACAAAUAACUUGCUUGGGGCUUGAACCCACUUCACGUCUAUCGCGCCGUACGAAAGUCGAAGCGAUUUCCUACUGCACCACCUUCGCGUAUACGUCAUGGGGAAUAUACACAAACUAAACGUUUACAUCAUAAACUUUUUGACAUUUUGUUUAUUUAUAUGAAUUUAAUCAAAUUAUUAGUUUGAUUUUUGUCGAAUUAACAUGCAACAAAAUAUGGAGUAAGAAAACGAUAUAUUAGAUGAAGAUUUGUAGAAAGUUUGUUCGUAAUCAGAUUAUGUAAAUUAAAGCAUUGCCUACUAAUAGGUAACUACAUUAUUUUUUUUUACAUUUUCCAAAUAGAUAGGUAUGAAGAUAAUUUUUUAUUGGAAUACAACUGAAACAUUUAGAAUUACGUACCUGCGGCUUUUCAAAACUAUUUAAAAAGUCACUAUAAUUAUAAAUUUGAUUUUAUUUCUGUCCUCGCAACAAUAAAAACUAAUAUAUACAAUAUUUUUGUUUACCGAUAACCUCCAUAUUGAACAAUUAUUGACAGAUCAUUUUAACACCCAAUCAGAGCCCGUAUAACGACUAAUACAAUACUGUCGGUGUGCGCAUGCGCGCAGAUUAAUAAAAUUUCACCCUCAAUGAAAUCGCGCCUAAAGAAGUAUAACUUCAAAAAUCACUUAAAUUAGACAACAGGUUUAGGAAAUUCGAGACAUUAAAAAUGACCAAUUUUUAAGGUAGUGCGUUAAUAUUUUGGAGAAAUGUAUGUAUAUGGUUUAGUUAUAGUUGCUAGUUUUAUUGUUUCUUUGUUAUAUAAUAAUUAUCGUUUUGUCUGUAGAUCUUGAACAUUUUUCAAUAUAAUCCAAUAAUAAAAAGUAAGUAGAAAUAAAUUGGAAAAGAAAACCAAAUCAACCAAUUUAAAGAUCAUUAGUUAUGUAGCUCUUUUAUAAAUUACUGUAGCCUUUUAUCAAGAUAACAGAAAAUAAAUCAAGUUGUUUAAAAAUGACAGUUGUAUGCUUUUCAACAAUGUAUAUUACUAAAUAAAAUUGUAAAAAAUU